GAGAAAAAGAGAGAGACUAGGAGAGAGGGAGAGAAAGAAAGAGAGUAAGAGAGAGGGAGAGAAAAGGAGAUCCUAGGAGCACGUCUGCUUUUACUCUACUCCACUCAGUGCAGCCAGGAGAGUGCAUGCAACAGUCAGCGUGGGUGAGGUGGAAGCUGUUAAUUGCGCACUGCCACACACAGGAAAAAUACAGCAACAGGAUCCUCUGUGUUUUACUCUGUUGGAGUGUCAAGACAGGCAGAGAGACACGGGACGAGGGGAGACGAUUUCUGGUGGAAGACCUCAACAGCGCUGGACUCCUAUCGAGUUGUGAUGCUCGCUGUGCGGAUGCCUAGAAGUGAGGAGAAGGCAUCUGUUGGAAUCUAGAGGCUCAGAUGCGUCGGAGCUGGCAGGAUUCAUAUGGUACCGGACCUAUAGCGCUGCAUGGACAGUAUUGGCACUGGACCAGCUCAGGAGCAUCUGUGUGUUUACUCAGUCUGGACGUGGUAAGAGUGGGCUGCAACUGAAGGACAGACAGGCAACAGCAGUGUGAUCUGAUUGUGUGCUAUCCCCUCGUAUCCACAUCCAAUUCCUUCUCAAGCACUGGCAUCCCCUCAACCAAUCGCUGUGUACGACUGUUACCCUCUCAACCAAUCUCUGUACACACAGCGCUAGGAGUGGUAGUAGUGCGGUAGGAGUUCAAAGAGCUUGGGGCAUCAGACAGACAGAUAGGUGCUGUUCUGGACUUGAUUUACAAUUGAAUGAAACAAAGGCCACAGGGCCCAACCAGUCCAGCCAUUUAUUCAACAGAUGAGAUGAGAAAGCUGCUGCUGAGUUAAAGGCCUGUUCCAUUAGAAUCUCCCCAGGGGAGGACCAGGGAGUACGAGACCCAGGACCCUGCCUCUCUCUCCGCCUAGUCUCCACUCAACGCUGGAUGGCUCUCACUAAUGUGCGCACACAUGAAUGGCACAAACAUGGGAACGUAUGCUUCUGCUUGCCUGAAAACAACACACUGUUUGGAAUACAAGCGGUUAGACCUACAAGCCCUCUGGAAUGGAGUUAAAGACUAUGCUGAUUAUUUUGUGAUCAGUUCUACACCACUGGACUGAGGGGAACACCUUUCUUCUCCAACCAAUGACUUGGAUCCUACAGGAUUUUGUCACACAGUCAGUAGCAUAAAGACCCUCUGCAGAGGUCUGUGUCUGGGUGUUUUGGACUGAAGCUGCUCUGCCUGGGAAUACUACCAUUCGUUUAUGAACCGAAGAUCCGGAGGCUCUGAAAGUUUAUCUGUGAUCCACUCAUCCGUCAACUCUCCCAGCACCGCCAGAACAAACGCCAGAAAGAGAGGGGGAGAGAGAGACCCACACACACACACAGGAAAACGACAAGUGAGAGAGAGGCGGCGGGGGGGGGGAUUUCUGGGUUAUAUCCAGGCGUGUGUUCUCUCUCCAUUUCAACGUUGAUGACAUAGAUGCUCGUUGUGGCAGAUUCUUAAACAUUCUCUGGUCAUUAGCGGCAGGAAGGAGAAGAACUAGCGGUCCAUUCUAAACCAGUCUGUUUAAAGGAGGAUAGGGAGGUCUCCAGCUAACAGCCGCCGCUGUGGAAGGUCAUAGGUCACACUCUAGUUGGAUGUAGUGCUUCCAGUGGUUCAGCUGUGUCUAUGAGGUCACAGUGCCUCUGAUUGGUUGUGACUAGGAUCUCUGGUGGUGGAGCCUGCCUUCUUUGGAAACCUUCUGGUUCUUAGUUGUGGGACCCUCAUGGUGAUAUUAUGCCUGGAUCAGGUGCCUGCCUGUGUGGAUCCAGCUGGGAAUCUACCUGACCAAGAAGACCCGCUGGGCCUCAGAUAGAGCUGGUUGGAAGGGAUAAUGCAUAUCCUUCGCCCUAUGGAGAGAGAAGAAGGCACCAUGAGUAACGUCACCGUCACGGACAACGAAGCCGAGCCCAUCAGCCGAACCAUGUCCCCUGCAACUCCGUACCCGUACCCAUACCCCAUCUCCUUUCAGGUAUCUCUGACUGGAUUUCUAAUGCUGGAGAUUGUGCUGGGCCUGAGCUCCAAUCUCACCGUGCUGGCCCUGUACUGCAUGAAGUCCAACUUGAUCUCGUCCGUGUCCAACAUUGUCACCAUGAACCUCCACGUCCUGGAUGUGUUGGUGUGCAUCUGCUCCAUCCCCCUCACCAUCGUGGUCCUGCUGCUGUCCCUGGAGGGCGACACGGCUCUGGUCUGCUGCUUCCACGAGGCCUGCGUGUCCUUUGCCAGCGUGGGGACGGCCGCCAACGUCCUGGCUAUCACCCUGGACCGCUACGACAUCUCGGUGAAGCCGGCGAACCGGGUCCUGACAAUGGGCCGGGCCUUGGCGCUGCUGGCCGUCAUCUGGGUCCUGUCGUUCCUCAGUUUCCUAGUGCCUUUCGUGGAGGUGGGUUUCUUCGCCCCCGGCCGGUCCGAACUAAAUCAGACACUAGCGGCUGUGGCUACGGUGGCCCACAUCAACCAGUAUUACACAGAGCUGGGAUUGUACUACCACCUACUGGCUCAGAUCCCCAUCUUCUUCUUCACGGCCGUGGUCAUGCUGAUCACAUACUCGAAGAUCCUCCAGGCACUCAACAUCCGCAUCGGCACGCGUUUCCACACUGCGUCGCAGAAGAAGAAGGCCAGGCGGAAAAAACGCCCCUCCGUGACGCUUAUGACGUCACAGGCGACGGACGGCGCUGCCGACCCAUCCCAGUCUGGCGGCCGCGCGCUCCCGACCAUGGGCAUGAGGACCUCUGUGUCCCUCAUCAUCGCUUUGCGGAGGGCGGUCAAACGGCACCGGGAGCGACGCGAACGCCAGAAGCGUGUCUUCAGGAUGUCACUGCUCAUUGUGUCAACGUUCCUGCUCUGCUGGACUCCCAUAACCGCCCUCAACACGGUCAUCCUGACGGUGGGCCCCAGCGAUUUCACGGUCAAGCUGCGGUUGGGCUUCCUGGUCAUGGCGUACGGGACGACCAUCUUCCACCCGCUGCUCUACGCGUUCACCAGGCAGAAGUUCCAGAAGGUUCUGAAGAGUAAGAUGAAGAAGAGGGUCGUGAGCAUAAUAGAGGCUGACCCACUACCUAACAACGCUGUCAUCCGUAACUCUUGGAUCGACCCCAAGAGGAACAAAAAGGUCACCUUCAACGAGGAUCCAGAGGCCACGCAGAAAUGUCUGCCAUCGUCAGAGGACGCAGUGGAAUGAAUGAAUACCCAGUGACUUCCUAAAGAGGUUUGCGUCUCUUUGCCUAAUGGCUGAGGUGUUGCGACGACUGCCACUGUGUUUGAAUCCCGGACAAUGCUGAUGAUAGGUCAUCUAGAAAUUAAGCAGUGGAAUGAAUCACAGAAUCCAGUCUUUUUCACCAGAAAGAACAAUUCAAGGGCGAGACACACCAUGACAAACUUUGUAGUUUACAAUACGAACGAUGGAAACUUAACAUGUUAUUGUUGAAAAAUGAACAGGAAAUGAACGGGUUUCACCCGUUAGUGCCCCUUAAAAGCAGUGGAGGCUAGUGUAGUCCAAAUCACACCAUAGGCUGGAAUGGGAUGAGAGAACAUUACCUAACACUUAUACACUGAAAAAAGGACAAAUCAGGUUAAUCGAGUGUGAUGAAAAAAAGGGAAACACCUAUUCCAAAAGCAGCAAUGUAAAAUAUGUUUAUUUGCUGUAAAUUUUAACAUAUAGGUGUAUUCACUGUAAAUGUAAAAUAGACUGUAAAUUUCACUGUACAUUUACAAAUGCCAAAGGUGGAUAAUUUAUGACUAUUUAUUGAAAACAAAGUAUAUUAGAGUUUCAUAGAUAAAAGCUCUUUGUAUUGCAUGGCUGUCUGUAACUGUGGCAGUAUAGUACACUUACAGGCCGACUCGCGGCUGCGGAUUAAGCCCAGUCUGGGACUAAAGAAGUCAACGUCCAUGGAUUGAGCGUGGUAUUCUUCAGUCCUACGAUAGACUUAACGUGUGUCCGUUAAAACAGCCCUGUGCGCAUCGGUGUUUAUAGCCACAUGUACAGCGUACCACCGUGUAAUGGAUACACAUUCUAUGUAGAGCUAAUAGACAUUGUAUAAAUAGUAUAUUUAUAAUAAAUAUGGUAUUCACUUAA
Esox lucius (northern pike) is the source of this 4085-nucleotide messenger RNA. RefSeq names its product G-protein coupled receptor 22. The record is from RefSeq and is a predicted model, not a curated record. The transcript is spliced from 5 exons. Gene Ontology annotation, biological process: G protein-coupled receptor signaling pathway. Gene Ontology annotation, molecular function: peptide binding; G protein-coupled receptor activity. Gene Ontology annotation, cellular component: membrane. Bases 1845 to 3191 code for a protein of 448 amino acids. NCBI's taxonomy places the organism in Eukaryota, Metazoa, Chordata, Actinopteri, Esociformes, Esocidae.